AUGAUAGAGGUAGAUUCAUCAGAAGAAGAUAUUGGAGACAUUGUCAAAGCGAUGACAAAGAUGUUGUUUCCAGUAACAUUGGUCCUGUGUCUGUGCAGUAUGCAGGCCGCCGGACUUCCGGUAAAGACGUACCAUCGGGGGGAUGACAUGAUACAGAUCGACAUGACAGUUGAUCGUGGUGUCAGCAGUGAGGCCGAGGAUGACAAGGUUUCUCCAGAAAUACGGAGCCCCAUCGCCAACGGGCAGGGCAAUCGGCUGCACUUAACAGGACUUAGGCGCAGGAGGCAGUUUCCCAACUGCACCGGAAACGACGUUAGUUGCGAUUCAGUAUGUACUGCCUUUCCCAUGUGUCCUCUGUCUAAACGGUCAUCCCAACGAUCGCGAGCCCCGCUGAACAGUCGGCUGUACUUAACGGGACUGGGGCGCAGGAGGCAGUUCGGCUGCAGCUUCAAGAGGUGGCCGCUACUCAGUCUUAUUAGAAACGGCCAAUUCAAGAGGUCGACGUUCCUGAAUCCUGUCGACAACGAGCAGAUCAAGAGGCCAAACUCCCACGCAGUCUUGGCUUACAAUUCGGCUAUCACAAACGACGAGGUCGAUUCGGCCCUCAACGCCAUCUUGGAGCUAGAGGGGGAGUGA
Messenger RNA from Branchiostoma floridae (Florida lancelet), 636 nucleotides. RefSeq lists its product as uncharacterized. NCBI's taxonomy places the organism in Eukaryota, Metazoa, Chordata, Leptocardii, Amphioxiformes, Branchiostomatidae. Bases 1 to 636 code for a protein of 211 amino acids. The record is from RefSeq and is a predicted model, not a curated record. The transcript has 4 exons.